Molecule: messenger RNA, 8028 nt
Organism: Didymodactylos carnosus
Lineage: Eukaryota; Metazoa; Rotifera; Eurotatoria; Philodinida; Philodinidae
Source: the annotation of a GenBank genome assembly
UUUUUUUUGCUUACGCGGACAAAUCACACAAAUUUUUUAUUUUCUAUGGUCAAAAUUAGAAGCAACAAAAUUUCUAACGCUUCAGCGUAAGCGUAAUCAAAGUUCUUUUUACUUAUUAUGUCUGUUAUAUGUUGUGAUCGUGAUGCAGGUAAAUAUAGUAUACACAUGCUUUAAAUGUUAUCACACAUACAUAAAUUGAAGAAAAAAAUGAUGUUAGGAAUAUUAUCAAGAGCCGCUUCCUCUAUUCCUCACAUGCAUAUAGACACAUUUGCUUUAUUGCUCUCUCUUUAGCUUUCUACACAGGCAUCAAAAUCUGAUACUGAUGAAAUUGAACUAAUUAAACAGUGUGAACCUGAACAUGCGAUUAUUGUUGAUGAUGAACGAUUUUUAAAAACACGUUUAAUAGCUCAAAAAACAAAUCGUGCAUCAGUUGUUCAUGAUAGUGAAUGGACAAACGAAAGAGUAACAUCAUUAAUGUUGCCAUCAGCGGCAAGUAAUCCCGAACAACAAGCAAGGCAUCAUUAUCCACCAUCAGAACAAUUUCAAAAAGCUAAUGUACAUGAGCCAACAUCAAUAUAUUCUCGUGCUAAAGCUCAACUUGUUGAACAUGCAAAUAAUGAGCAAUCAUCUGAUUUGCCAGUUGUUGAUAAUCGCCAACAGUCAACAGAAACAAAAGAAAAAGAAAAUGUCAUAAAUAUUGCUCAUCACUCUAAAUAUCAAUCAUUAGGUUUAGGAAUGAUUGAACAUGAACGACGUUCGAGUAUGGCAGAUGAACAAAAUCGAGAAGAAAUUGAACAUGAAAUAGCUAAUGAAGUUAUGAUUGAUGAAUUAGAAAAUGUCACUCAUGACAAACGAAAAACUCAGUUAGGCUACGGUCGUAUACUCGACAAUAAUAAUCAAUUUUUAAGUUCAGUAGAAGACAGAGAUCAAGAUGUACGAGAACUAGCAAUGGUGAACGAACUGGUUGUUUCUGAUACACUUGCAUACGCAACUGAUGAGAAGAAACAAAUGGUAUUAGGUCAAGGAAUGCUGGUGGUACAAGAUGAUUCAAGUAUAGCCGAUGAAGAUGGAAUCGAAAUUGAACAGGUAUUGGCCGAUGAACAAUUUGUUAAUGAUGUACUUAGACGUGCCAUAGAACAAGAAGAUAGGCAACAAUUAGGAUAUGGUCUCAUUUCACAUGAGAAUGCACAUCGUUUGAGUUUAGCUGAACAAGAUGAAGAAGAAAAUGACCGUUUGAACCGAGUAUUUGCUUACGAGAUUGAAGUUGAUGAUGAACUUAAUCGCGUUGCUCACCUUAAAAAAGUAAAAGUUAUGGGACAUGGUCAAAUACGGCAAGAUCGCGACUUUUCAACGUUCGAGAACAGGAACGCUGGUGAAGUACCCACCCAAACACGUAUGACAGAAACAAUAAAUGAACCAAUGUUGGAUUUUAUCGACUAUUCUCAAUUAAAAUCAGAUUUAAUUUUAUUGAAUAGACCGAAAUUUGAAUAUGAGACACAACAACAAGAAGAGAACGAACAACUGGCAACGAGUGAUAAUAAAACAUAUGCCCAACAAUUAAUUAGUGAAAAAACUCAAUCAGAAAAUGCCGUAACAUCUUCAGCGACGGUUUUCUGUCGUGCAGAUCCUGUUAGUGAUCCUGAUGAUGAUGACCAUUUAUCGUUGUUGAGCGAUGAUUCAGUGUUAUUGCAUCAUCAACAUGUACCAAAUACAAAACUAAUUCAAAAUGAAUUAACUCAUAUGCCCGACAAAUCGACAUCUGUUCAAACAUUCAAUUAUCCUCAGCAUGAUCAGGAAUACAUGAAAUUUACCCAAGUUGAAGAACAUGUAUCUUCUCCUCCACAACACGAUCGCACUAACAGUGAAAUCCAACAAAAUACACCAAUGCAUUUGCCUCUCAUUAGUCAAUUGAAUGAAGCACAACAUGCAAAUACCAUACCUCGAUCUGUUCUUGAAAUAUUACAUGAUAAUGUCUAUGUUGAAAAUGAAAGGAAUAAAAUCAUUUUACCUACAUCGACGGUCACUACUCAACCGUUAUAUCGUACGAAAUCCCUUGAAAUGUUAGAACAACGUGGAACAGAUGAGAGUCAGUUAUUGAAUCAAUUUGAAACUGACCAACGAAGAGAUAGAAUUGAUUCAGUAACGUUAGCAAAGCAUGAUACAAUGGCAGAAUCGGUUAAAGUAAAACAACCGAUAACAAUAUUACAUCGAGAAGAAGACAAUGUAUCGGAAGAUUCGAGUUCAGUCAAUAUUGAAAUAAACAUUUUUUCUCCUAAAGGUCAAAAAUUAGCUCAAACAAAUGAAAUUGAACAUGAUAAUGAUAUGUCACUGAACAAAGAAAAUGUCCGCAUCCGAGAUCAACGUUUGAAUGUAUUAAAACGUCCAUAUUCCGCCACCUCAUCAGUACUUGAUGUUGAAAACUUUCUUAAUCGAUUUGAAGAUAGUUUAGAUCAACAUGAGCAAACGAUGAUACCAACAACUGUACAAGAAUUACCGUUGAUUGAUCAAAUAUCUCUAUCUCAUACAACCUCAAUGAGAUCUUAUAAUGGAAUACAACUGAGUACAGAAAAAGCAAUUGAACAGUAUGAAAGAGAAAAUCCAACAACAAGUCGAAAAUUACCAUCGGAAUGGUAUCAACAACAAGCACAACAGAAUUUUGACGAAUCGAAUGAGUAUGAUGAACAAUUAGUUGAACAAAUUACGUUUGAAAAAGAAUUGGAUGCAAUGGAAGAGGAUACUCUUAGAAGACAAUAUUCUUUUCCGCGUAUUAAUCCACCAUCACCCACUAAAGUAAAACCACUCUAUACGGCUAUUACUGAAAAUUUAGCAGAACAACAACAAUUUUCAUCGUCAUCUAAGGUAAAUUUGAAUAACGUGUGUGAUAAUAAUAAUAAUAAUAAUAAUGUUUUCAAUAACAUUGACAAGAGGUUUGAAACUAUAAAUGAUUAUCAUCAUCAUCAUGAACGUUCGAUUAGUACUAGUUCUACAUGUAGUAGCAAUACUAAUGCUGAAUGUUAUGAUGAUCACAUUGAUAUAAACUGUAACAAUUCUAAUUUUAUUAAUUUAAAUGAUCUACAAUUAACAACAAUAAGUCAUUGUUCACCAACAAGUGAUUAUGAAACAGAUUCACUUGAUAAACAAAGUUCAUCCGAUGGUAAUAUGAAUGCAUCAACUUUUAUCACUCCCACAACAACAACAGCAACGACAACUGAUAACGAUAAAACACAGCAGGAGCAACAGCAAACACACACAAUUCCAUUAACACCCUCCUCGUCCUCUAUCACAUCUCCAUUGUCUUCAUUGCCCCCUCAAAAUCAACAAAAUAUUGCUGAUUUAUUAAAUGCAUUAGCAACACAUGUGAGUACACUGCAUGUUCCACCAUCACUACAAGAUUUACAAGAUAACAGUUCACAUAUGACUGCUAUAACUGCAGCUGAUACAGUUGAACAAUUGAAUAAUGUUGCAAAAGAAUUAUUGCUGACAUUAGGUUUUGGUAAAAGCGAUAAAAAGGCUCUACCGUCGUUAUUUAUACCGUCUAAUGAUAAGUAUGCUGAUGCUGCUGUGCCCACCCUCGAGCAAAAAUUACAAGUAUGCGUGGUAUCCACUGUUAUACAAAAGAAAAUGGACGAAACAACGACAAACAUUGAUAAUCAACAAUCACCACCACAAGUACAACAGGCAAAUAUCGUUAUUGAUAAUGCAUCUGAUAUUGAAUAUAAAACGCCCGUUAUAAGAGAAACUCCUCAUUGCGAAUAUCUAUCAACUUUUGUACACCAGACUGACGAUAAUUCAACUGUUGAACAACAAUCUCCGAUAAUCAGCCUAGAACAAAGUGAUACACUUAUAUUAAAAACUCCCGUUCUGAAAGAAACACCGCAUCAAAAAUAUGUUGAAAGUUUUAUACAGGAAGUAGUUCCGUUUUCAACUGAGUCAACUGCUACAAAUUUAAAAACUUUUCAAAAAGUUAAUCAGUCUGAUGAUGUAGAAAAAAUAACCAAACAACUACUCUAUUCUGUACAAAAUCAAUCGGAACAAUUUGAAAAUGCUUUAUUACUUUAUUCACAUCGUUUACUAUAUGGUCAUGAUUUGUUUGAAGAUGAACAACAGCCAUUAGAAUUUCUUUAUGAACCAGCUCAUUUUUUAUUACCAAUUAUCAAUGAAAUUCAAGUAUAUCGUACAAGUUUUUUAUGUGAUUAUCCACGUUUUAAUCAAGAUAAUAUGCCAUAUAUGGUUGUGCCAUUGACACAUGAUGAUGAGAAACAAUUUGCAAAGAUCAAUUACAUACAAACAUUAUUAUCGGGCACAUUAAAUGAGUUAAAAGAGAGUCUUGAUAUUAGCGAAGAGGAAGAGACAAUAAAUUUUACCAAUCGUUUAGAUAAUCUCGAUUAUAUUGAACAUUACCGUGUACAACCAUUAUAUUCAUUUCCCGAAACAUUGUAUGCACAAGUCACAGAACCACCAAGUUCAAUAUCAAUGGCGAAUGAACCACAACUAAUCGAUGAAAAUAACGACAGAUCAAAAUCAUUUAGUAAUGAUCAAGAACUAAUUGAAAGUUUAAGCGAAACAAUGGUUGACGAACAUAAAUACAAUUAUGCCACUAAAUCAGAACAUGUGGAAUUUAAUAAUGAACAAUCGAUAAAUAUGAAUGAUUAUCAACCAGUAGAAGAAAAUUUAAAUUUUUUUAUCGAAGGAGACAAAGAGAAGGAUGAACUAUCUAUAACUGAACAUAUUGUCUGUGAAUCAUCAGCAUCUAUCGAACAUACUGUCUGUGAAUCACCAGCAUUUAUCGAACAUACUGUCUGUGAAUCACCAGCAUUUAUCGAACAUACUGUCUCUGAAACACCAGCAUCUAUCGAACAUACUGUCUCUGAAUCACCAGCAUUUAUCGAACAUACUGUCUCUGAAACACCAGCAUCUAUCGAACAUACUGUCUGUGAAUCACCAGCAUUUAUCGAACAUACUGUCUCUGAAACACCAGGAUCUAUCGAACAUACUGUCUGUGAACCACCAAUAUCUAUCGAACAUAUUGUCAGUGUCCAAAAUUCAAAUGAAUCAAUUGAAGAAAAUCGAAAUCAUGUUGUUUCACUUUUACCAUCGGUGACUGAACAAAUACUCCACGAAUCUCCUCUAUCAUUUACUAGUACGUUAAUGACAAUGAUAUCAUCAAAUCAAGUGUACAAUGUUUUUACAAAAUUUCCCGAUCAACACCAACAGGAUAAUGGAUUAUUAUCCAUGGAACGAGACAGUAUUGAAGAAAAUUCUGAUGAUCAAUCAUCAGAUUUGAUUCAAACAAUCGAUCAGGAUAGUAAUUUUGAUUCAGAAGAUAGAAUAGAAUCAUUUAAAAUGACAGUAGAAGUUUUAAACCAUCAACAACCAUCAAAUAAGCAGCAUUUAAACACCAGUCUGCUGCAGGAAUAUAUAUUACAUGCUCCUCGUGAAAUAACGAUAUUAUCAACGGAAGGUGCAUUAAAUGAAACACAACAACUUCAUGUUGAUGAUUCAAGUUUAAAGCGUAAACAACAAGCAAAAACAGCCAUAGAAGAUAAUCAAAUUCAUAAUGAACUGUAUCGUUUACCCGAACAUUUGAUUACAGAAGUACAAUUAUAUACACCAACAGGAUCUGUUCGUGAAAGGCCACCAUUAGUUGAACCAUCCACAAAUGUAUCAUGGGAAGAAAUGGUUACGAUGAAAAAGACAACAGAGGUAAACGAUCACGAUCAGCGUCAUCUUCAACAAGCAACAUUUCAAUAUGGUGACACACUAACAACAAAUGGACGAAAUGAACAACGACACGAACAACAACAUAUGCCACCUGAACGUUUACAUACAGAGCCUGUUGAUCAUGAACGUGCAAGAGUAAAAACAGUGGGUCAAUCGGGUGCAGAUGAUGAUGGAACAGGAGGACACAAAGCUUUGACGACAAAAAAUGGUGAAAUACUUGUACGAGAUAUGGUUGUUCAGCACAUAUCAGAAGAUGAAAAAUCGACAUCAUCUGAAGAAGUCAUAUUCGAAGAAUGGAGUGAAGAAUAUAAAAUUCGACGAACAGAUGAAUUUGAUCAACGAACAAAUCGUCUAAUUAGUUCCAAAGUUGAAACUACAGAUAGGAAAAAAGGUGACGUUGUCAAAGAAGAAUAUCGUGAGAAAAACGAACGAAUCAAAGGACAUAAAUCGUACGAUAUUUUACGAGAAGUCUAUCGACGUGUACCAGCGACCACUUUCGAUACACCACCACAACUACGAAUAACUCACGAUGUACCAUCACAUUAUUAUGAAGAAAUUUCUGCUCCACAACAAUCUUCGACGGCUUCUUUCGGUCGUAUGUCUCGUUAUGUACCAAUUGAACGAAUGACAUCUUCUUCCUCGUCCCUUGAACUAUAUCCUCCAUCUGAAGGAGGACGAUGGGCGAAAGAAGAUAUAAAGACGACCGUGAUAACGAGUGGCGGCGAUGAUCGAGAUAAUAAACAACAACAGCUAUCACCAUAUCACGCGGAACGUGUUCAGACUAAGUUAGACAAAGAUAUAUCGUCAUCAUCGUAUACAUACGAUCGAGUUCGUCAACAACUACCAGUGCCUUCUACUACUACAGCUCUAGCAUCGACAACUUCUUCUCAGUAUGAUCGAAUCUCAAAUAUCAUGGGACCUGUUCAACGUUUACAACAAUAUCGCCGUGAAUCAAAACAGGAACAAGAUGAUAAUCAACUAAAAUCAAUAUCUGAUAUUGAUGUUGUCAGUGAAGAAUAUCAUGUCGAAUUAACACAUGAUCAACCAUCAACGGCAUCAAAAGAUUCUCGACGAACAUUACAAUACGUUGGAUUACAAGACUUAUCAUCGAAAGGGGAUGUUGGUGAAAUGGCAAAAGUAAGUGGUGGUGAUUUGUCGAGACAUGGUACGGGCAAGGGUGUAAGCAAUCAACGUAUGCAACAACAACGAUCAAAAGAUGAUACAUCCGAAGAAGAGCUAGAUCAUCCAUUUGGAAGUGUUUAUACAGGUUUAUCAAAAAUUGUCAGUGAAGCUGGACGUAAUAUUUCAUCUAUGACUCAAGAUACAACAGCAACAAAAGAAGAUUGGAGAACAAAAUUAAAACAGGUGCAUACACCGUCCGAUACAGAUGCACAAGAACAGGUAGAUGAACAACACCAGCCACAACAACAUCGUCGCUUGUAUGAUAAAGAUGUUAACACUUACUAUACUGCUCAAAGAGUAUCUGUUCUACCGGAUGAUCCAUUUGACAAUAAAACUACAAUGGGACGUAUUAAAGAAGUCACUGUACGCGUUGCACGAGACAAAACUCCUCCAGAGCAUCGUAAAACAUCACUUUCAUCUACCAUUGAACCUCCACCGCAACCACAAUUAUCACCAUCAUUGGCGAGAAGUUUUAAAGAAGUAACCGUUGCUAUUGCUCGUGGCUCUUCGCCAGAAAAACGAAAAACUAGUACACCGGUUGAUAAUAGUAACGAUGGACCAUUAAAACGUGGUCUAGAAAAAUUGAGAAACUUGUAUUCAUCCGAAAUGGAUGAAGAGGAAUUUGGUCGAUCUCGAGAUACAACAACAAGAUAUUUGAGUAAAGUAGAUGAUGAUCGUCAAAAAUCAACAUCAUCGUUUCAACGAGAUAGAACUGUACCAUCAGUGGACGAAAGAAGAGCAAAAUAUGAGUCAACAACUAAAACAGUGUCUUCGGAUUUAAAACCAACUAGCCCACCAUCUUCUGGACGUGUUGGUGAAUUAAAAAAUGCAUUUGAAAUUAAAGAUGAAACACAGGCAGGAAAGUAUACCACAUCUAUCGUAGCAACAACAACUGGUUUAACUGAACAACGACGUAAACAAAUUGAAGAACAACUAGAACGUGAACGUCAAGAUACGGCACAACAAAUACGUACAGAUCGCUCAAAAUCAAUCGAGGCAAUCAUACGCGAUGAAAAAGAACAAUAUAAACGACAAAGUGAAUUUACUCCUUCACGUAUAACACGAACAUCAGACAGACCAGAUACGGAAAGAGCGCAUUAUGAGGCAUGGAAAGAUCUUAUCUAA